Messenger RNA from Ictalurus punctatus (channel catfish), 4907 nucleotides. It is a transcript of the gene pdss2, whose product is annotated as prenyl (decaprenyl) diphosphate synthase, subunit 2. Gene Ontology annotation, molecular function: prenyltransferase activity. Gene Ontology annotation, biological process: ubiquinone biosynthetic process; isoprenoid biosynthetic process. The record is from RefSeq and is a predicted model, not a curated record. The coding region runs from base 1364 to 2509 and encodes 381 amino acids. NCBI's taxonomy places the organism in Eukaryota, Metazoa, Chordata, Actinopteri, Siluriformes, Ictaluridae. Gene Ontology annotation, cellular component: transferase complex; mitochondrion. The transcript has 8 exons.
CGACAUGCCGUAAAGCGCGUAGUUCAAGAUGGCAGCUCUGGUCCAUAUACAUUUGUAAUACUUCGUCGGAAAAAAGCCGUUGAUAUUUUUUCUUGUGAAGCCUUUUUGAGUGGACUAACGACAGGGAAUUAAAGCGGAAGUGUUGUUUAAUGACGGGAGACGGUUUUGGGCUGAAGAUAAGAUGUGUUUCAUUUAAUAAGAAGGUGACAUUGAGAGUAACGGUUGCAUGCGAGCUUUUACAUGCAUUAAUUUAUUUCGCACCCGUAUUCAGACAAGUCGUGGCAGGAUUGGUUAAUAUUGGCGCGCUUUCUGCACUGCGAUUAGUUAGAAGUGCAUGCUUAGAGAAACUAGCCAAUCCCAGAGCAGGAGGCGGGAUUUAACGGAAAGCGGGUGUGUACAAAGUGGCAGUCUGUGGUGGUGAACUGACAGUAGUGACUGAAAUCGCGAUAACUUGGUGCCAUAAAUGUUUCAUGAGGCAAGGAGAGAGAAACUGAGUCAGAGGAAAAAGAACAGAAUGACAGAAAAAGAGGACACGAAGAAAGACACAUAGAGAAAGGAAUAGAGAGAGAGAGAGAGAUGAAAGGAGGAGAGAAAAGAGAACAGUAAAAGAAGAAAGGAGCUGGGAAAAGGAGCGAGAGAAAGAAUGAGUCAGAGAAUAAAUAGAUAACAGGAAAAGAGACAGUGAAAAGGGGAAAAAAGAUUAAAGCACAAAAAUAUACUAAAUAAAAAGAAAGAAAGAAGAUAAGAGAAAAAGAUGAAGAAAAAUUUAAAGGGAAGAAACAAAACGAAUAAUAGGGGUAAAAACCGCAAGUGCAAAAAGAAGAGAAACGGAAGACAGGAUUAAAGCACUGAGGAGAAAUGAUAGGCAGAUCUGAAAAGAAAGGAAGACGGACGGAGAGAAGAAACGGAAAGUUAGAAAACGGUAGCGAGGAAGAACAAAUUACAGCAAGGUCAAAAAGAAGAAAGAGGACUGAAGCACUAAGGAGAAAAACCAGAUAGAAAAGAAAUGGAAAAGAAGGAUGGAGAGGGGAAAAAUAACUGCAGGUGCAAAAAGAAGACAGGAUUAAACCACAGGAGGAAAAAAAAGAGGCAGAAACGAAAGAAAGACGGAUGGAGAAAGAGGAAGAAAAAAAAACAGAAAGAGAUGAGAUGAGAGAAAGUAAGAAAGAUGGCGGAGAGAAACAGCAAAUUACAGCAAGUGCGAAAAGAAGAGGAAAGAAAGAGGACCGGAGUGCGGGGAGGAAAAAGAAUGCCGGAGGAAGGGAAAGAGAAACGGAGAUAAAGGGAAAGUCAGGCGUGUGUAAAACGUGUCGAAAGCUGAUUAAUCUGAUUGUUUUGUUCUUCUCUCUCCAGGUUCUUCAGGAUGGCCGUGCGUUCCCGUCUCGCUCUCCUCACUUCUCUGGGUUCUCCGAGGCGAGGACGGAGGAGCUUGAGUCUGUUCUCCGGUCCGUCUCCGUCCGGAUGGAGUAAAGUCGUGUCGGAUGCGGAGAAGAUCGUGGGAUAUCCGACGUCCUUCAUGAGUCUGCGCUGCCUGCUCAGUGACGAGCUCAGCAACGUCGCCAUGCACGUCAGGAAACUGGUGGGGACCAAACACCCGCUGCUCAACACCGCCAGGGGGUUUGUGUAUGACAGUAAGCACAAUCUGCAGAUGCGUGGGCUGGUGGUGUUGUUGAUGUCUAAAGCAGCAGGACGGAGUGAAUCGGCGUCUGGCGCGCUCCUGCCCGACAUGAUCAGCGGCAUUUACCCCAGCCAGCGCAGCCUGGCCGAGAUCACCGAGCUGAUCCACACGGCGUUCCUGGUGCAUCGUGGGAUUGUGAAUUUAAAGGAGUGGACGUUCUCAGACGGGCCGCUCAAGGACAUGCAGUUCGGGAACAAGAUGGCCGUCCUGAGCGGCGACUUCCUGUUGGCCAACGCCUGCACAGGAUUGGCUCAGCUGAACAACACCAAGGUGGUGGAGCUGAUCUCCAGUGCCAUCGGAGACUUGGUGCAGGGCGUGUACUACGAGAACUCCAACUCCAACUCCGCAGAGGGAAAGCUGUCGAUGGCGUCAUGGGAGGACCAGGCGUUCCUCUCCCAUGGUGCAUUGCUGGCUAAGAGCUGCCAGGCGGCCAUGGAGUUGGCGAGACACGACGCGGAGGCUCAGACUCUCGCUUACGAGUACGGAAAACACCUCGCUCUCGCACACAAGCUGAAUUUGGACCUGCAGCCGUUCAUGAAGAGCGGUUCCGACCCGGUGGUCUUCUCUCUGGACUCGGCUCCUGCGGUUUUCCACCGGCUGAUCGUCGGACACGAGAUUUGGACGCGCCAGUUACAGCAGGCCCAGAUCUCCACACCACAGACGGAUUACUCGAAGCUGUGGUCUGGGAUUAGAUCUGGGGGCGGAGUGAAGCAGGCUGUUGACCUCUGCACUGAGCACGGAAACACGGCGCUGGAGGCCAUCCGGCGUUUCCCCCCGUCCGAGGCUCGCUCGGCUCUCGAGAACAUCGCCGGCGCCGUCGCCAGGUUCUGAUGGAACCACGCCAGAUCCGGAGUCUGAGCUCCGCCCUCGUCCGGCCCGAGCGUCCGGAGUCGCGCGUUUUGAACUCUGCGUCGGUGCCGGAGCCGGCCGAGAGGAACGGCGGAUCUUUGUAAGAACCAUCGGACGAUUUUAACGAGGAUUUUACAUUACACUUCUGAAGGCACAGAGGCAUCGCCAUGACAACAGCGACGACACCGACAACGCUGAUUGCGUGUUUUGUUCCGAGGGCGGAUCCGCUAGCACGAGACGUCCUGUUAGCAUUAGCGACGUUCUCGCUACUGUCAGGCUUAUUGUAAUGGGCCGACAAAACUCAUGUCACACACUGUUCGUGUCAUGUGUUGCUUUGGUUGCCAUGACAAUAAAAUGUGACUCCACCCCCAAAUGAUGCUCCAGCUCUUGGUUCCUGAACAGCAUUAUACACCUGUAGUGUGUGUGUGUGUGUGUGAGAUUGACACUAAUAAUUAAUGAGAAGUGUGUGUGUGUGUGUGUGUGUGUGUGUGUGUGCAGAUGGGCAGGAAGCACUGUGGUAUCGAUCGACUCGGCGCCAGGCUGGGCAGCCUGUGGUUUCCGCGGCGACCGCACCGGGACGCUCAGGGUGUGAAGCGGGGCGGGUCACACGUACACACACACACACACACACACACACACACACACACACACACACACCUUCUCUCACUUUCUCACAGUCUCAUUCUCAUGUCCCCUCUCGUUCUCUCUCUCUUUCACCGUCACUCUUUUUCACACAUUUUUCUCUCUCCUUCAUUUCGCUUUUCUUUUUACUUUCUUUCGUUCUUUUCCUCAUUCCUUUCAUCUCCCGCUUACUUCCCCGUCUCCGUCUUUCUGUCUUUCUUUCACUCUGUUCUUUUUUUCUCUUUCUCUCGCGCUUUAUCUCUGUAGCGCUCCGAUAGCAGAACAGAUCUUUACAUGCCUCCUGUAAAGCGUUGCUUAUCACCGUUGUCAUGGUUACACGCUCACGGUGGGAAGGGUCAAAACCUAAUCACUGCUCCACACCUUAUUAUUGUUCGUCGCGUCUGAUGACGCGCAGCAGCCAGCCAAUCAGAGACGAGUAUCCCACUGUGGACUUUAAUGUGGAUCAUUUCAGCUAUUAAUCGUUUGGAUUUAUUUCUGGAUUUGUCCCUUCAGAGGAAACUGUGUGUGUGUGUGUGAGUGUGUGUGUGUGUGUGUGUGUGUGUGUGUGAUGGCCGUCAGUAUCACGGCUCUGUGUAACGUGAGCUCGUCUCUGUUUUUGUUCAUGGAAAUGGAGAUUUUUUGCGGUUUGGAGAUUCACCGACUCGAGCUCUGUGUGUGUGUGUGUGUGUGUGUGUGUGUUUGAGAGUGUGUAUAGGGGCUCGUGGGGCAGCAGCACCACCUCCACUCAGCUCUGUGUCAUUGCAGCACACACAGCGAGUGCGAUGUAACUUUUCCUGUCAGUAAUAGGCAUUUGAUCAGUUCUAACACUUAAACCCAUCCGGAUCUUCACUAGAAGUUAUUACUAGAGAUGCACCGAUGUAUCGGCCGAGAAAGGCGAUUUUUCCCGCUAAGGGCUUUUUUUCAUGCUAUCGGCGAUAGUUUAAAAACAUCCGAUGAUCAGGGCGGAUUAUAUCCUGUCGAUCAAAAGAGGGCGGGGAGACACAUGGAUGUGGUUCUGUGUGUAAAGACGAUGUCUCGUGUGUGGAAUGACGACAAAACUGCAGAGGGUAAUCUCUGUAAUCUCUGCACUAAAACCGGAAGUACAUUUCACGACGCAGAAAUUUCGCGUUGAGUCAAUCCCCGAUCCCAAACUCCAGCCCCCCCCCCCCCACUCUCUCCCCGCAUUAAAGGGCCAGUACACUGUCGAAAGAUUUAAGUUGAAGACAAGUCGACAAAAAAAGUAUAUACUGCACAUGAAAAUAUAUUUAUAGUCGUAUAUUUCAUAUCCAGUGAAUGUUAAUAUAUAAAAAGCGGAUAUUCUAUAUCACCGGUGUGAUGUCAGGGAUGAAGUAGAAAUGCUUGUGUGUGUGGAGAGUGAACGUGAGACUAACUGGAGGAUUUUUAUAAAUCAGUCGAUGUUCAUAUGAACGAAUAACCUUCAAUAAGAUGAUAAUCUUACUCUGAUCUUCAGAACGGAGUUCAUGGGCUCAUGUUAAUGUGAGUAGUGUGUUUUGUGCUUCUGAGACCGGUUACUGCCGGACGACUCGCUGAAACGGAGAGAAUCAAGUUUUCAUGUGCAUUUCCUUCAGAGUUCUUUUCAAUGAAUUAUUAUUCAUUCAAGAGAAGGUAUGAAAGGCAGGACGAUCGGAACCGGUAUCGGCUGAGAAAUUUACCCGCGGCGCAUCUCUAAUUAUUAUAUUAUUUUUAUUAAUGCAUGUUACAAAAAUGACAAAAAUAAAAGUAGCAGAGAUUUAUCCCA